ACGUCUUGUGAGGGUAGAGGUCCCCGUCCCAAUCCACCUGCAGAAGGACUGACCACGAUGACUUUCCUACCGUGUCGGAGGGUGAUGGGGCUGCUUUGUUUACUUCUCGUCCUCGCUCUUGAGGCGGAUGCGAUAGAUGACACAGCGUGUGACCCAGGAUGCCAAGUCCACCGCUUCACCUCCGUGGGCACGCCUCUGACGAAGGACAUCUCGAGGAUCUUCUGGUGGCCCGAGGGCGACGUGGAGGAGCUGUCCCUCGUUGGAGAAGGACUCGAGGUGAGCGUCGCCGUCGAGGAGGAGCAGAGGAACAUGUGGCACGAGAUCGAGGUCAAGGCCGAGGUCGAGGAUGUGAGGCGGAGAUUAGAAUCCUACAGCGUUAUCAUCCCUUCUCUGGGCGUGAACGAGAGCAGGAUCUGCACCCACCCGGACUGCGGUGCCAUGGGCGUGGGCGUGAAAAGCAGCAUAUCCAGUUUAUGGGCACUGCAGUGUAGUGUCCUCCCCUGUGACUGUCGCCACAACGCCAAAUAUUGCGAAGGAAGACGAGACUGCAGGACCUACUACCUAACGGCCCUCGGCUUCCCGCUCGACUCCCCCAGGAAGAUCUUCUGGUCCCCGAGGACUGGCGGAGGACUCACCUUCUCCUGGGGCGAGGAGAAGGACCAGUCGUUCGGCCUCAAGGUGGAUCGGAGCAGUUCCUCGACUUGGGUGGAGGUCGACGUUCAUUCUCGAGUGAGGCUGAGAGGAGGCACAACGCGUUACGACUGCAGCCUCGAAAUAGCGUCCAUAGACAUCCUGAAGGACUGUUCCUCGACGAAGGACUCACACCACGGGAUGAAGAUGGUCGCUCCUAUCCCUAGUACCUUUGCUCUGGACUGCGACAAAGCCCCGGAGGUUGAGGUCCAC
Molecule: messenger RNA, 903 nt
Organism: Penaeus vannamei (Pacific white shrimp)
Lineage: Eukaryota; Metazoa; Arthropoda; Malacostraca; Decapoda; Penaeidae
Source: RefSeq, a predicted model, not a curated record